Malaclemys terrapin pileata is the source of this 1218-nucleotide messenger RNA. RefSeq names its product purinergic receptor P2Y13 (gene P2RY13). The record is from RefSeq and is a predicted model, not a curated record. The transcript is spliced from 2 exons. The coding region runs from base 101 to 1114 and encodes 337 amino acids. Gene Ontology annotation, cellular component: membrane. Gene Ontology annotation, molecular function: G protein-coupled purinergic nucleotide receptor activity. Lineage: Eukaryota; Metazoa; Chordata; Testudines; Emydidae. Gene Ontology annotation, biological process: G protein-coupled receptor signaling pathway; negative regulation of adenylate cyclase activity.
UGAAGGUAACAAUCAGCAUAGGAACAGCAACCAAGUAUUCCUUCAACACAAAGGAGAAUUUCUUUUUAUCAUAAUCUUUAUACAGCUUCUGUUUUAAACAAUGAACUGGAGUAACAUCAACGUCACCAAUGGGACAUCAUCUUUCUCUGGACAAUGCCACAGAGACACCAGAAUUGCACAUGUAGUAUUCCCAAUCCUAUACACUGUCAUUUUCCUUACUGGAGUUAUAUUGAACAGUUUGGCUAUUCGAGCUUUUUUCCAAAUUCAAAGCACCUCAACUUUCAUUGUCUACCUCAAAAACACUUUGGUUUCUGAUUUCAUAAUGACUCUUAUGCUUCCUCUGAAAAUUCUUACUGAUUCAGGACUAGGACCAUGGCAACUUAAAGCUUUUGUUUGUCGCUUUUCAGCUGUGAUAUUUUAUGAAACCAUGUAUGUUAGCAUAGUACUACUUGGACUUAUUGCUUUUGACAGAUUUCUCAAAAUUGUGCGACCUUUUGGGAAAAUUUGGGUGCAAAAUGUCACUGCUGCACAAAUUCUUUCAGGUCUUGUUUGGCUUUUCUUCUUUGUCCUCUCCUUGCCAAAUAUGAUUUUAUCCAACAACAAAGCAACACCCCUUUCCGUGAAGAAAUGUGCUUCUCUGAAGAAUCCCUUAGGACUGAAAUGGCAUGCAGCUGUCAAUUACAUAUGUCAGUUUAUCUUCUGGACUGUGCUAAUUCUAAUGCUUCUAUUUUAUGUAAUUAUUACCAAAAAGGUAUAUAAUUCUUAUAUAAAAACUCAAAAGAAAGAUAGCAAAAGCAAACAGAGGAUUAAUGGGAAAGUAUUCAUCAUUGUAGCUGUCUUUUUCAUAUGUUUUGCCCCAUUUCAUUUUUGUAGAGUACCAUACACACUAAGUCAAACUGGCAAUACAAGUGACUGCAAUGUACAGAACCUAUUAUUCAUUGCUAAAGAAAGUACUCUUUGGCUAGCUACUACAAAUAUUUGCAUGGAUCCUUUGAUAUACAUAAUCUUGUGCAGAUCGUUUGUAGAAAAAGCAUUCUGUGUUAAAAUGAAAAAAUUUAGAAGUACAAUGAGGGAAAAUCCAACAGUCCCCUUGGACACCAGAAUAGAUUCCUAAUUUGGUGCAACUUUAUAGCUUUCUGUAAUUUGCACUAAAUUAUUUGCAGAGAAGUUAAAGGAUACUUUGUGUCAAGAUGUUUUAUUCUAGAACUGAAACUUAAA